Molecule: messenger RNA, 1260 nt
Organism: Wallemia ichthyophaga EXF-994
Lineage: Eukaryota; Fungi; Basidiomycota; Wallemiomycetes; Wallemiales; Wallemiaceae
Exons: 3
Coding region: 1-1260 (419 amino acids)
Biological process (GO): phospholipid transport; regulation of DNA-templated transcription
Cellular component (GO): ERMES complex; endoplasmic reticulum
Molecular function (GO): DNA-binding transcription factor activity, RNA polymerase II-specific; zinc ion binding; lipid binding
Source: RefSeq, a predicted model, not a curated record
AUGUCAUUCACGCUGGGAUUGAUUGUGGGACAGCUCAGCGUGAUUGCAUUGCUGAUGUUGAUAAUAAAGUAUUUCAUAUUCAGCGAUGUGGAUGUGGCGAUAGAGAAGCGUCGUCGGAAGAAGAUGAAAGGGGAAUUGCGCGCGGAAGGUGAGGAAGGUGAGGAGGAUACGAAAGGGAGUACGGAGAAAGAGGAAAGCGUCGAAUGGAUGAAUCUGCUACUAAAAUCGUUGUACGCUGUUUAUCGGCAGCAUUUCAAUAAAGUGGGCAAGGAAAAGAUAGAGGAGAUGCUAAAUAGACGCAGAGGGGGAGUUAUGGACAGAAUCAUCGUCAAUGACGUCGGUAUUGGUGACAAGUAUCCUAAUUUCAGUAAUGCACGCUACACACAAGGAAAAUGCUACUUGGAUUUUGAUUAUAACGACGAAUUGGAGCUGGAUGUCACAACGAAGCUGAUGAUAAACUACCCGAAGCCGAGAUUCGGGAGCAUUCCAGUGGACGUGGUGAUACGGCUGAUAAGGUUUAGUGGGAGUGUAUGGGUGGAGGUGGAUGGAGGGGAAAUGACGGUGGGGCUCUCGAGCAACUACAACCUCAACAUCAAGUGCCAGAGCUACGUCGGCAGCCGCGCAAAGCUGAAGGAUGUGCCCAAGAUCGAGGAAUUGAUAUACAACAAUCUCGACAACAUCCUCACCAACAAGCUAUCCGAGUAUAAAUUCAAGAUCGUCGAUCAUCCGCCAUCACCUGCGAUCACCGAGUGUUUGAUGAGCCAGAGCCAACAGCUGCCGACGCUCGAGCCCAAGGCAUACAGUUCACUAGCGAUAAACCAGAAGAACAUAGUGGAGCUGAGUGGCGACAAGGAUUUGUACCUGUUCAAGCUUGACAACAUAUCCCAUCACCAGCCGAGCGAGCAGACGCAGAAGAAAGAGCCGUCCAAGUCUGAGCUGGUAGCUAGGAGAUAUAUGACAGACUCGACUACGCCGUCUUCGUCGAGGAUGUCGAGUGUGCCGAGCGUGUCGAGCGUGUCCAUGUCGACACUAUCCACGUUAUCAAGGGACAGGGACACCCGCAAUCACGCUCACGCUCACAGCCCGACGAAUCGGCAGCCACUGGCGUGUAUCGGGUGCAGGAAGCAGAAACUAAAGUGUUUGGGUGGCAAGCCAUGUCAGCGCUGUGACAAGAGAGGCAAAGACUGCGUAUACGAUACGCAAGUGCGAAGACGUGGCCCAGACAGAAUAGCAGGCGGAAGGCUCAAGCCGGGGAGCUGA